Emericellopsis atlantica is the source of this 3195-nucleotide messenger RNA. Its product is annotated as kinesin motor domain-containing protein. Gene Ontology annotation, molecular function: plus-end-directed microtubule motor activity; ATP binding; microtubule binding. The transcript has 3 exons. NCBI's taxonomy places the organism in Eukaryota, Fungi, Ascomycota, Sordariomycetes, Hypocreales, Bionectriaceae. Gene Ontology annotation, cellular component: spindle microtubule; nucleus. The record is from RefSeq and is a predicted model, not a curated record. Gene Ontology annotation, biological process: microtubule-based movement; mitotic spindle assembly. The coding region runs from base 1 to 3195 and encodes 1064 amino acids.
AUGAAUGCGCCUAAGAAGCGCAAACAGCGAGAGUUCGAAUCGGACGCGACAGAUCAGCAGACGUUCAUACGGGCCGUGGUCAGGUGUCGGGCGCGCAACGAGAGGGAGCGCCGCGAAAACGACAAUGUCGUCGUCUCCACGCAGAACGCCCUGGGCGACACGGUGCAGCUGUCUCUUGGCUCACACUCGCUCAGCGGCAAGAGCUACCAGUUUGACCGCGUUUUCUCCACGGCGGCGGACCAGGUGAUGGUGUUCGAGGACACUGUGAAACCCAUGUUGGACGAGAUGCUCGCCGGGUUCAACUGCACAAUCUUCGCUUACGGACAGACUGGCACGGGAAAGACGUACACAAUGUCCGGAGACAUGCAGACGACGGCGGGGAUGCUUUCGGACGAUGCUGGUAUUAUUCCUCGAGUCCUCCAGCGGCUCUUCGACAAGCUCGAGUCCACCGAGAAAUGCAUCAAAGUUUCGUUCAUCGAGCUGUACAACGAAGAGCUCUCCGACCUCGUAUCGGUGGACGAUGCGAACAAGCUCAAAAUCUACGACAACACAACGCAGAAGCAGCACGGCGCCACGAUUGUGCAGGGGCUGGAGGAGAAGCACAUUCAGAAUGCGGCCCAAGGUAUCAAGGUCCUUCAAGACGGGAGUCUCAAGAGGCACGUCGCAGCCACAAAGUCCAACAACCACAGCAGUCGAAGCCACACCAUCUUCACCAUCACAGCGUACAUGCGCCGGACUGGGGGAAACGGCGGGGAGGAAUUUAUCCAAUGCGGCAAGCUGAACCUGGUGGACCUGGCAGGCAGCGAGAAUAUCCAGCGGUCCGGCGCCGAGAACAAGCAUGCUGCCGAGGCAGGGUUGAUCAACAAGAGUCUCCUCACGCUGGGAAGAGUGAUCAAUGCCCUCGUCGACCGCAACCCCCGCUCCCACAUCCCGUAUCGAGAAUCGAAACUCACCCGUCUACUACAGGACUCGCUCGGCGGACAGACCAAGACGUGUAUCAUUGCCACAAUCUCACCCACCAAGAGCAGUCUAGAGGAGACCAUGUCCACACUGGACUACACUUUCCGCGCAAAAAAUAUUCGGAAUCAGCCCCAGGUGAAUCGAUUCAUCAACAAGGAGAUGUUUCUCCAGGAUCUGGCAAACGAAUUGGAAAGGCUCAAGGCGGAGCUGGUGUGUCAUCGACAGCGAAGCGGCGUGUAUCUGUCGAACGAGUCGUACGAGGAAGUCAUUGCGACCAGCGAGUCACGGCGGAUCGAGCUCGCCGAGCACUCGGCAAAGAUUCAAACGCUCGAAGGGAAUUUGCACAACAAAGCACACGAGCUGCUCAACCUGUCCACCUCGCUCUCGAGCUUGCAAAAGGACCACACGAGCCUGACUGCGCAGCUGGGUGAUGCAGAAGAUGCCGUGCGCCAGACGGAGAAUGUCCUUGCCUCGACGCGGGAGACACUGGCCGAAGAGUCUCGGCUGCGAAAAGCCCAUCAAAGUACGGAGGCAGCCCUGACCGGGGUCGGUAAAAAGCUCAUCUCGACACUCAGCUCCGCCGUUGGUGACGUGGAUGGACUGCAUGCGAAAGGUGAGCGGACAGUAGCGCUGCAUGCUCAGAACAGGGCAGCAUGGCAAGAAUUGCAACAAAUAGCCCGCACGAAGACGCGCGAGGCUGAGCAAGAUGUGGUCGCUCUGCAAGAUGUCCAAGCACACCAUGCAUCGACAGUGCAAGAUCGGUUACAGCAUGUAACCGAGCUCCAGUCGGCCGAGGUCAAGUCUACCCGGGCCCUUCUCGACCUGAAUUUGUCACUUCUCAAUGCUUCGAGGGAGGGUAUCCUGGAUCGCAACUCGAAAGAUACCAUGGACGAGGCUCUGAAGCAGAUCAAGACGCAGGGGCAACUUGCCAAGCAAACACUCGAGCAAGGUUCCCUCUCCAUGUCUGCGGCCGCCCAGAAGGGGAUAGGAAGCUUGGUCUUGGAGAUGGAUGCCACACAGGUACGGAUGCAGAAAUCUUGCCACGAUGUCCAAGCCAGCAUCACGUCUUCUUUCGAGGAGUUGAUGGAGCACUCCAGCAGCCAGAGAAGGGAAGCGCGGCACCACAGGCAGCAGAUGCGUGAUUCCGUGACGGUUGAGCUGGAGAGGAACACAGCGAUGCUGGAAAGGAUGGAUCAGCUCAUGGCCGAUGAGCGGCAGCAGCGAGACCUGGAGAAACAGGAGCUCAUGUCUCAGAUCGCUGGCCUGCUCAGCGCGCAAUCCGAGAGGCAAGAUGCGCGCUUGAAGCAGAAGUUGGCGACGCUCAAGAACGACAUUCAAACCUCUAGCACUGCCAUCGGCCAGAGCGUAUCCCAGUACGACGGCGCAAUGGAGAUAUGGGACGCGGAAGAAUCCCAGUCGUCGGAGCGACUGCAAAGAUGUCAAGAGACGCUCAACACGGGGAUGCAGGAGAGCAUAGAUAUCUGGAGCAGCCACAUCACUGCCGCGCGCACCGCGGCUGAGCGACUGGCUACCGAGAUGGAGGACCUUACGGAGCAGCAUGUUGCCGGCCUCGAUGCCCAUAUGCAGCCGUCGGAGGAUGCCGUACACCGUGCGUUGCACGAGAAUAGUCGUCAUCACGAUGCGAUUGUCAAGUCUGUCCAGGAAGUGUGCAGGCAGGUGGAGACAUCGCACCAGACGCUGUCUGAACGUGGCGAUGCGAUGCUUGAGACAAUGCAGGCCCUGAGUAUUGAGGUCGCCGCCAUAACACAAGAUGCCAAAGAGGGGGCCACGAAGAGGGCAGAUGCUCUCAACGCAUCUCUCCUGGCCUUGAGAGAGGCCUUUGUGCGCACUGAAUUCAAAGAAUACCGGCCCACAGGAAAUACGCCCAGGAAGGUCGUAUAUCGUUACGAAACCGAGCUCCCUCGGACGGCGUCUCACAAAUCCAGCGUCGCCGUGAGCUCCGACAGUUCUGAUGACGAUCCAACGGACUCUGAGGCAGCGGCUGAGAUAGAAGAAAGCUCCAAGGUCGAAGACGAGAGUGUAGAAGAACAAAGGGCGGAAGAUGCCGUGGACGAUUCGCUGGAAGAGCAGCAGGAGUCCUCCAUUCCCAUCUUGCAAGAGCUGGAUGCUAACGUCAGGAGGAACGCAUGUGCGGACACGACGAUUCCUGUGAUGAAGCGCAUUGCCAGCUCUACGCAUCUAAGUAGACCGAGGGCGAAGCAGGCGAGGAGGUGA